Messenger RNA from Camellia sinensis, 859 nucleotides. Lineage: Eukaryota; Viridiplantae; Streptophyta; Magnoliopsida; Ericales; Theaceae. The record is from RefSeq and is a predicted model, not a curated record.
GGGUAAAUUUACCAAAAUACCCUGACUGUUCCCUAUGAAUCUGAGGCCUAACGCCUCACCACACACACAACCUUCAUAGGGCACACAACAAGCGAAGGAGGCGAUUAAUGUAUACCAGCGGCAACGACAUCUGAGGCAGCUUCGCAAAGGCGAUCGGCACCGGAGUACGCAUCUGCGGUGUCGAAGAAGACUCGCGAACAAGUCGGCAAAUCGAACGGUUGGCUCGUACGUUGGCGGCGACGAACAAGAACAAACCCUCUCAAACACCACCGAUCUUCAGAUAAACAAGGUAUGUGCCAAGUUCAGGAAAAAAACUUUGGAACAUCGUGACUUGAUGGAGACGGUCUUCAUGGGAGCAUCAGCUACUAGUAAGCACCAUUGGACCCCGGGAGAGAAACUUGCUGAAGAUGCCGAUGACUCAUCUGAUUCUGUGCGCAGUUUGGGAGCACAGCCAUUUGCUGAUCCGAUACCCGCAGAAGUACAAGACGUGGAUUCAGAUUCUUCACUGGAACCGGUUGUGGUUGAAAAGGGAAAAAGGAGAAAGACGCAAUUAACAAGUGUUUCAAAGUCCAAGAAGACAACAAGUGGAGCGUCAGUUAUUGCAGAAAGCAUGAACAAUCUAACAGAUGUGGUGCGUACCAAGAAUCAACAGGUCACGGUAAGGCACCUCACAAGUAACGAAUCACUGUACACUAUCUCGGAGUGCAUGCAUCGGCUGACGACUAUUCCAUCCCUUAUUGGUACACCGCUAUUUCAUUUCGCCUCGACACUUAUGGAUAACGCAGAUUACCAGGAGGUGAUGAUGUGCCAGCCUAAUGACAACCACAUUAUAGGAUGGCUUACACAGAAGCAACUCUAG